CGGACACCACAAGGGAAAUCACAAACUCCUGUCAAUCGCUGUUGAAGAGUCGGUCCCCACCCUGAUCUGAAUGAUCCUCUAAUCAACCCAGAGGAAUGUUUUAAAAAAAGAAAAUUAAAUAUCAACAAAUACAUAUGAAUGAGGGACUGCUACAACAUUAAUAUGAUGGACCCCUUAAUGAAUCAGUGAUUAUAAUCCAAUGAUAAAAUAUUAUUCUGACAUGGGCCCUAAUGAGUACUAAAUACAAAAGUAUAUUUUAUGCUACACUGUAGUAUCUGAGCAGUUCUUCCACCGCUGUCAGUCGGUUUUGGCAAAAUUAUUAAAAGCAAAUUAGAAACAGCUGAGACAGUUUCUUAUUAUUGUAUGUUGCGGCUCUUUAUUAUUUAACCAACAUUGUCGUUCCAAACCUUUUUAGCUCCCAACACCUUCAAACUAAAUCAUCACACGUUUUGACCUCAGUGGGAAAGCAGUGUUUUCUCGAGCCAUGAAGGAACAUUUUAACUUCAGGUUUUAAACCUCCCAACAUUCCUGCUGUCCUCGAAUCUCCCUGUGGGUAGACCUGGGAGCUGUGAGGCUUUUGUGGUGGGACUGGAUGUCUGGUCCUCAGGGCUCUGUGAGGACUGACAGGACCAGACCAUCGGGUCCAAAGAGCUGGAGUUCAUUUUCAGCUCAGACCUGUUCCCUUUAGGGCCCCGGGGCCAUAAUGUAACAGCCUCAGAAUGUUUGGCAUCCCAACCUGACCUACCACACCGCCCCCAUUUUCAGACAUAAAAGCAGGCGAAAUCCCAGCAGCUCUUCACUCUCUGCUCAGAGCCGACGACCAGCCGACCCUCAGCCAUGACCUCCUUCUCCAGCCGCAGCAGCUACAUGUCCUCCCCCAUGAGGAGCUCCGUCAUGAUGGCCCCCUCUGUGUCCUCCUCGUCCCGCCUGGGGAGCAUGAGGGCCGGCAGCGUGUACGGAGGAGCUGGAGGAUCUGGAGUCCGUAUCUCCAUGUCCUCCUCCUCCUCCUCCAGUGCUGGUACUGGUGCUGGCGGUGCCUUCAAGCUGAGCGACGCCAUGGACGUCUCUGUCAGCGAGAAGGCCACCAUGCAGAACCUCAACACCCGCCUGGCCACCUACCUGGAGAAGGUGCGCAGCCUGGAGAAGGCCAACGCAGAGCUGGAGCUGAAGAUCAGAAAGUUCCUGGAGAGCAAAGCUGCGCCGGAGGCUCACAACUUCAGCAGCUUCAACGUCCAGAUCAAAGACCUGCAGGACCAGAUCCAAGAUGCUGCUUGUAAAAACGCCACAUUCGUCCUCUCCAUCGACAACGCCAACUUGGCCAGGGACGACUUCAAAGUCAAGUACGAGAACGAGCUGGUCAUGCGUCAGUCAGUUGAGGCCGACAUCGCCGGUCUGAAGAGGGUCCUGGACGAGCUGACUCUGACCCGGACCGACCUGGAGAUGCAGCUCGAGGGUCUGAAGGAGGAGCUGAUCUUCCUCAAGAAGAACCACCAGGAGGAGCUGUUGGCGAUGCAAGCUCAGAUGGGCGGUCAGGUGAACGUGGAGGUGGAUGCGGCUCCAGCAGAGGACCUCAAUAAGGUCAUAGAGGAGGUCAGGGAGUACUACGAAGCCACUGUUACCAAAAGCCGCAAAGAACUGGAGGCGUGGUUCAAUGCAAAGACAGAAGACCUUCACAAAGAAGUCGCUAUCAGCACAGAAACCCUCCAGUCGUCCAAAUCCAAGAUCACAGAGGUCAAACGAACGCUGCAGAGCCUGGAGAUCGAGCUGCAGUCCCAGUUCAGCAUGAAAGCGUCGUUGGAGGCCACCCUGAAUGAGACUCAGAACCGGUACACCAUGCAGCUGACGGGUUACCAGAACCAGGUGACCAUGCUGGAGGAUCAGCUGACGCAGCUGAAGGCCGAGCUGGAGAGGCAGUCCCAGGAGUACCAGAUGCUGCUGGACAUCAAGACCAGGCUGGAGAUGGAGAUCGCCGAGUACAGGAGGCUGCUGGACGGAGAGGCCAGCGGCAGCACCUCCACCACCACCAAGACCACCAAGGUCAUCACCAUAGUGCAGGAAGUGGACAGCUCUGGAAAUGUGGUGACCAGCAGCAGCAAAUAAAACAGGAAACACCUCCGACCAAUCAGAUGCUGUGAACUGAGUCUCUCUGAGGUUCUUCAAUAAAAAUGAAGU
Messenger RNA from Micropterus salmoides (largemouth bass), 2172 nucleotides. Its product is annotated as keratin, type I cytoskeletal 13-like. The coding region runs from base 838 to 2100 and encodes 420 amino acids. Gene Ontology annotation, molecular function: structural molecule activity. The record is from RefSeq and is a predicted model, not a curated record. NCBI's taxonomy places the organism in Eukaryota, Metazoa, Chordata, Actinopteri, Centrarchiformes, Centrarchidae. The transcript is spliced from 7 exons.